UGUUAAUACCGAGCUUCGAUCAUAUCUCUCCCCGUUGUGGGUUGACGGACUCCACGCCUCUCAGAGCAGGACAUCCGGGAAUCUCGGCAAGGGCUGAAAUUACGUACAUCCAUGUCAGAUGGACACGAGUUCGCUGUAUGUAUGUACUUAGCCGUCCUCGGGGAACCCAUAAAUAGUAGAGUACCUACAACCAGGUACUCCAAGAUCCAUACACCUCCACAAUGACUCCUCCCGCUCAGAAGCUCCGUGAAUUCCUCGCCGAUCCUUCCAAGACCGUCGUCCUUCCCGGCGUAUACGAUGGUAUCUCCGCCCGUGUCGCAAUGUCUGUAGGCUUCGACGCCUUGUACAUGACCGGCGCCGGUACCGCUGCUUCGACCACCGGUCACCCUGACUUGGGAAUUGCUGGACAGGAUGACUUCGUCAGGAAUGCGAACAUGAUCACCGACGUUGCUGGCGACGUGCCGGUGAUCUGCGAUGCUGAUACAGGAUUCGGCGGUCCUUUGAACGCAGCACGAACAAUCAAGAUGUACGAAAGGGCCGGAGUAGCCGCCCUCCACAUCGAGGACCAGGUUCUGCCAAAGCGUUGCGGUCAUCUUGCCGGCAAGAUUGUUGUACCUCUCGAGGAUUAUCUCACCAAGAUCAGAGCUGUUGUUGCUGCUCGCUCAAAGGGACCUACUGCUCCUGUCAUCAUUGCUCGCACGGACGCUUUGCAGCCCAAUGGCCUUGAGGAUGCAGUUGCGAGACUGAAGGCUGCUUUUGCGGAAGGUGCUGAAGUGGCUUUCCUGGAAGGACUGCAGAGCAAGGAGGAUGCCGUCACCGCUAUCCAGGAGCUGGCACCGCAUCCCGUCUUACUGAACUUGGCUACCAAUGGAACGACGCCAAACUGGACAGUCACCGAAGCGAAACAGAUGGGCUUUAAGAUCGUUAUCUUCCCGGUGAGUCCAGAUCUACUGACACCGUUCCUCAUUAUACCUUAACUGACGGUCAAUCUAGCUCGCUGGUAUCUGUGCUGCUGCUCAUGCCCUCAAGACGGGUUACGAAGAG
Messenger RNA from Saitoella complicata NRRL Y-17804, 1044 nucleotides. Its product is annotated as putative carboxyphosphonoenolpyruvate phosphonomutase. Lineage: Eukaryota; Fungi; Ascomycota; Saitoellomycetes; Saitoellales; Saitoellaceae. The transcript is spliced from 3 exons. The record is from RefSeq and is a predicted model, not a curated record. The coding region runs from base 222 to 977 and encodes 251 amino acids. Gene Ontology annotation, molecular function: catalytic activity.